UCAUUUCAUAUUUAUUUCAUCGCUAAACACGGAGCGAUCCUAUAUAUGCCGAGUUUUCACGAGAGAGAUUUACUACGGUUACUGCUUACCGAGGUUUCGAAAAUAAACCGCAGUUAUUAGAGAAGCUGUUUACAUGGAACUAGUUUACUAAAGUAGGCCGCAUGCAACGGGCGGUUUGAGAUUUUCUCGGAAAGCAAGUGCUGCAAUGUUGCACAGAAACUUUUGGAAAAUUAUCAAAUUUCUGACUUUACUCCAAGGUCGAACACAGGUCGUUGUCAAUUUGCAGGCGGUGAUGUGGAGCCAAACUCUCCUUAAAUAUAAAGAUUUAGACGAAUAAUGGAAAGAAUAUUUUGAUAUCUCGCUGAGCCUCUUCCCGCAAAAAACCUGAAACGGCAUGUACUGCGGAGCCCGGGCUACGUAAAUGUUUACCAGCAAUCCUUCUUAUUAGGGGCCGCUUUAAAUUCUAACUUUUACUUUUCUUCACCAUAGACCUCAAUUAUGAUUUUUUUUCGCAAGUUUCUCUCUCUUUGUGGUAGGUCCUCUUCUAGUUGCACUUGCCGGUACACUGCUACUAUAAAGCUACAGAGCUUCUAACAGAAAGGAAACGCUUACGGCACUUGACGAUGAAAGGGAAACAGCAGUCCAGGAUUUCCUUGCCUAAACAUGAGUUAAUUAGCUUUUUUUCCAUUGACUUGAAACCUACUUAUAUUAGGAGGAAUCUUUGUCUGUUUUUCUCUCCUUUACGCACUAAACGCGUGAACACUUGCUGCCAAGAUGUUGCGACAAUGUCUGCUUUUCCUUGGUUACUGUUGGUUACCGAGCCAAACCAUGGCUGAUGAGGCGUUUGACUGUCGACAAACUUAGGUUGGCUUACUUUUGAUUUUGCCACCAUUUACCGAGGUUGGCUACUGUGUUUACACAAUUAAAAAUUUCACUUCAGUGAAGUUGAAACAAAACCAAGGUAAACAUCUCUUAUGAAAACAGGGAUAUAAUGAGGCUGAGCUGUUCAGCCUGCCAAUCACAAAUCCCAAUGGAUGACCAAUGCUCACGUUUGAUUGGCUUAUUCAUUCAGGUCUAAUUUUAGCAUUUUGAGACAAAAUUCUGGUGAGCGACGGGUGUAAUUUUCUGUUUUAUUUUAUAAGUAAACAAUGCCUUUUGAACGAAAUGAUUGAUAGCUUCAGGAGAAGAGUUAGAAAAGAACAUUGACUUUUUUAAUUUCAACUUCUUAAUAAUUAUUUUGUUCCUCCACUUGCGAAAGCCCAUCAUAUGGAUUCAAGCUGUUCACUCAAAUCGAGUGUCUUUGCUACUUCGAGGACUAACGUGGUUGAGAAAUAAGUUUGGAAACUAAAACUCGUAAAAAAUCCCAGAUACAAGCAGACUGCAAAGGUAAUAUAUUAUCUACGAUAAUAUGGUUAUUCUUCAGCCAGUUAUCUAAAUGAGAUUCCAUAAGGUAAGCAUUGGCUGCUGCCUACUCUUGCUGCUAAAAUCCAGUCGGCCUUUUACAAAUGCAAUUUUUGUUUUUAUUGCAUUCAGCCAGGAGUCUUCCUUCUCUUUCUACAAUCAUGGACAAAAGACUUGCGACAAAUUUGCACUUUUGGUGCUUUUGCGUACACGCCAGAUGCAAAUACUACUUCAGCUGCCUAACCUCACCCCACCCCCCCAUACAAUGUUUAAAACUACCACCUGCAAUUUCUUCUGAUUUCAACAUUGUAUUGGGUGGGGAGGGGGAGCAGUAAUGCAUUUCUAAAAUGAAAGCAGCGCUUUUUCCAAACUUCAGUAGUAAAACACAGAUAAUUCGUUAAAUUACAUAAGUGUCCCAAGGACUUUCGUCCACAAUUGUAGCAUCAAUGUUCAGGUCAAAUCUCGCGUUGCCAUUUUGCAAGUUCUCUUGUUUCUUUGUAGUACUUUUUGUUUCCAAUUUCUCUGCUCUGAAUGAAUAACAGUUUGAGGAAGAACUCAGCCUUGUUCAAUUUGCAUUUUUUUUGCACCAUCAUAAAUCUGAAUAAUUUUAAAUAUCCCACCAAAAUCUGUCUCUGUACACAGGCUAACCAAAAUCACCUCUUAUGAGGUAUGUUUUUGUUCUCAGCAUACUGAGAUAAAUGGAAACGGAUUGCUUGUUGAUUGCAGACAUCAGCUUUGCUAUUUAAGUUAGCACUGAAAUUUAAAUCCUAGUUCUGUGAAGUGAAGAGGAUAACUCAUCGUUUUUGUUCUUCCAAAGGCAUCUUCUAAAGAGUUAUUAGAAGUUUUAUUUUCUUUGUAUUUUUAUUAUGUACUUUAUAUUAUUCUACAUAAAUGACUCUGCUGUUUUAAUGAAAAAUGCUAUUUCUCCACAACGUCUAUGUUAUGUGACCGUUAUUUCGGCUAGCUUUCCACCGUUGCACAAAAAAAGCCAACAAAGUGCUUCAAAGGUGGCGUGUCCUUGCCUUUUAUAGGAUCGCUCCGUGUUUAAUUUACUUGAUAAGUCAGGGAUGAACUGGAUGUGCUUUUUAUACUGAGUCAAGGUAACCUGACACCAGUAAUGCUGAGAUCGUGAAACAUUAAUUACUUCAUGAUCAGAACUGCACGUCGGUGGUCAUCAUUUCAGGUCCUUAGAUGUAGGUUUAUUUAUUUAAUUUUGAUUAAUUGUUUUCGUUUUCUUUUUGGGGAGAGGUUUGGCAGGUCCUAACAAUACACAUGAAAAAAAUUACUCAAUUCAGGGCUUCAGAUAUAUUGCGUGGUGGUGGAGCCGUGAAUUUCAAGUAAAUCUGCAAAAUCCCACGAAAUUCACGAAAACAUGCGAAAUCCCAUGAAAUUCGCUAGAAAUCUUAUCAAGUACUUGUCGGUACAACAUGUCUGAAAGUUAUCUUGGCUUUUGGGGCUGCCUUUGCUGUAAACUUGCUAAAUUACCUUGAAACUUUGUCACUGCAAUGAGUAAACAACAUCCCAAACCUACCAGGCAUUCUUAGAUUAGUGUUGUGAAAAUAUGCCAAGCCAAAUGUAGCAAUAUUCAAUAUUGCUAUAUCUAUUCAAUUCAGUCCUUAUUCAUUCAAUUUAAUUUUGGUAUUCAUUCAAUUUAAUCCUUGUUCAUUCAAUUCGUAUAAUCAUUCUAUUCAAUCUGUAUUCAUUUAAUUCAAUUUUUAGAUCCAUUCAAUUUAAUUUUUAUAUUCUUUUGAUUCAAUUUCAAUAUUGGUUCAAUUCAAGUACUACAUUCAUUCAAUUCAAUUUGUAAUUCAUUCAAUCCAAUUUUCAUAUUCAUUCAAUUCAGUCCGUCUUUAUUCAGUCAAUCUUUGCAUUCAUUUAUUCAAUUUGGGAAUCUGGGUCGAUUUGUGAACUCGUGGGGCACUGGGAUUUCCUGCACUUCGAAACCUCCAUCUUGGCUUGGGAAGGUCUGUUUUUCUCUCUUUCAACAAUACUCAUGGGAGACACUAAUUUUAUUGCUGUUGACCGUUACAAUAUCUUGGAUGUGACAUUUGAAGAGCUAAAAACAGUACAGGAUCCUUGGAAGAGUAACCUUUCAAGUUGAUUUUUAUGGUGAAAUAGUUCAGAACAGUGGACGUCCAAGGAGGGAAUGGAUCAGACUUUGUAUCCAACACAUCAAGAAAAAAUAGUUUGACCAUGGACUUAAGGAACACUUAGCAGAGGAGUACUUUUUCAUGGGACAGAUGGCUGCUAUUGCACUUCUACAGAAUAGUCAAGCACCAAAGUAUUUUUCUGAAGAUCUCUUAAAUGACAUUUUUGUCAGUGAAGAGAGAGAAUUGUCACCAUGUGUCUUGCAACUUUGUCAAGGGUUAGGGAGUCUGGGUAUUCAUAUGUUUGCCAGGAAGUUCCCAUUGAUCCUUUACUUGCUGAGGGCACCACAAAAUAAUGCCAAACUAACAGUUCCAAUGCUGAUUCAUCUUCUGAAACCCAAGUUUUCAGAGGAGGGGUCUAACAGUCUAGUUCACGAGAAAGCUGUUUAUGGAAAGUUUUCAGCCAUUCUUAAGUACAUGAGAGAAGUAGCAAGUGGGCGUCAGGUAGUCAGUUUAGAAAACGUCUUUAAUUAGAAUUUGUGACUGGGGUGAGUGAGGGAGCCAACCCUGGGUUUUGACCUACAGCCUGGCAUUGAAUUCGUGGUAGCAGUGGUGUCUGAGGCUGCAGUUGUGACAGAAGAAAAAUAUGAUCACACUGAGGGAGAAAACUCUGAACAUAACUGCACUAGAGAAAAGGGAAAUAUGAAGUUGUUUGGUUAUAUGAGAGUCAGUAUGGUGGUUAAAACUGGUUAUUGAGAAGUGACCAAAAUUUCAACUACCAACAGAUGAAACAAUGGCAUUUAAACUGAUACAGGAAAUGAUAAUCCCAGUAACUGCUGCCUGAGGUUGUGUAAUUUUACACCAAAUUUGAGGCCCCCUCAUUUGGACACUCAUUUUAUACCACUGGCUAGCCAAAAUAAUUUUUCACUCCACUUUGGGCAUGUAUAAUGGUGCUGCAUGGGACAUGGUCAGCUCUAAAUCAUUGAAAUGGGCAAAUGGAACUGGUGGGGGAACUUCCAUACAUAAAGGACAGGGGUGCUCAUUGUAAAUUUUGAUAAGAACCCCUAUGAGUCAUGUUAUGUGGGUGUGGCUUGAAUUUUUUUCACCCUUAGAGGUUCCAAAACUGCUUUUUUAACCUCUAAGAGGUAGAACAAACACCCCUGUCCUUUGUAUAUGGGAAUCCCCCUCGGGCAAAUGGCAUCAUGUUAUUUACUCAGGAUGUUAAAAUGUAACUUUUAGGUGAAAUGUGUCAAGAAAAUUAAUUACUGAAGGUACCAUUGAAGUGCCACACUUGUUCUUAUACGCUUCAUCUACCAUGUGGUUCUGCAACCAUACCUAUGGCACCUGAUGAGGAAUUGUUUGCCA
Messenger RNA from Orbicella faveolata, 4853 nucleotides. RefSeq lists its product as uncharacterized. The record is from RefSeq and is a predicted model, not a curated record. NCBI's taxonomy places the organism in Eukaryota, Metazoa, Cnidaria, Anthozoa, Scleractinia, Merulinidae.